GAGAGACUUUCAGAGGUAUUCCACUAGAGAUAGUGGCAGCCAAGUGCCUGGAACCGUGAGGGUGAUAAGCAGCAAGGCCUUUUACGAGUGUCGUCUCCUGUGUCUGUCUGUGUUGCCACCCUGCUACACAUCAGGUGGCUUGUUUUAAAGCAAGAUACGGUGCCCCUUUAGCCAGAUGACAGCUCUCAGAGGACUCAACAUGCCUUUUUCCCGAGCAGCGCAGCGGGGUUCUAGGGUGAAGAAACCCCAUUAACACGGAUCUCUGACAUUAUUACAGUAGCAGCAGGGUUGUAACUGGGUUUGUUUUGUUUGUAGGUUUUUUCAUCUCUGUGGUGGUCAUUGUUUCAUUAAAAAUUAAAUCUCAUUUUUAUUGUCAAUUUAACAAAGUAAAAAAAGUGCCUUAAGGAGCAGGUUGUAUCUAAGAACUGCUAAAGUCUCAUUAAGGGAACUUCUUAAGCCUAAUUUAAAUGAAGUAAUAACCACAAAAUAAACACAAUUUUCAGGUGUUUUUCUAAUAUUGUUUUAAUGUGCACCAAGAUCCCCAGUGUUAAAGAAUUUAUUAUUUAAUUAGCUGUUUUCUCUCUCUCGCCUUCCCUCCACUGUUAUAUGCACCGAUGGAGUUUGAUCGUAGUAGCUGACUAUCAUGGUGUCUUCACUCAGCUUAUCUCAGCGGGGGGUCGCCGUGCACAUCACUAACACUAACACACAUGCCUUUCACUUUGUGUGUGAGUGAGACUUCCUGCUUGUGGCUAGCCCUUGUGUGGGCAUGUGUCUAUAAACGUGAGGCGUUCGUUAAGUACGCGCACUUCCUGAUGGAGUCAUGUAGAGUCCAGCUUGAAUUACUCCAGCGACAGAGACAUCCAGGUUCUCCCAGCAGCACUCGCCACAGGAGGAGGUUGAGUCAUGAAUAAACUACGACAGAGCUUCCGCCGUAAGAAAGACGUGUACGUGCCUGAGUCAAGCCGCCCGCACCAGUGGCAGACGGAUGAGGAGGCUGUGCGCAGCGGCAAAUGCAGCUUCGCUGUCAAGUAUCUGGGCCAUGUGGAGGUGGAGGAGUCUCGGGGCAUGCACAUCUGUGAAGACGCUGUGAAGAGACUGAAGACGUUCCAGGACAGGAAAUUCUUCAAGGGCUUCUUUACCAAAGCAGGGAAAAAAGCUGUCAGAGCUGUAUUGUGGGUAUCUGCUGAUGGCCUGAGGGUCGUAGAUGACAAAACAAAGGAUCUGAUUCUGGACCAGACGAUAGAGAAGGUGUCUUUCUGCGCUCCCGACCGCAACUUUGAGCGAGCGUUCUCCUACAUCUGCAGGGAUGGCACCACGCGUCGCUGGAUUUGCCAUUGCUUCAUGGCCGUCAAAGACUCUGGUGAGCGUUUGAGUCACGCGGUGGGCUGUGCAUUCGCUGCGUGCCUGGAGCGGAAACAGAAGAGGGAGAAGGAGUGUGGGGUCACGGCCACGUUCGAUGCCAACCGCACCACGUUCACACGUGAAGGCUCCUUCCGCGUUACUACGGCAACGGAGCAGGCUGAGCGAGAGGAGGUCAUGCGGCAGUUGCAGGAUGCUAAGAGAGAGUCCGACUGUGCCCUGCCCGCCACAGGCGGCCCUGCAACCAACCCCAUGAUGGCCUCCUCCUCCCCCUCCUCGUCACCCCCGCUGCCCACCCACGAUGCCAACCCCCAUGCCAUCCCGCGCCGCCAUGCCACCGUGGAGGCGCUGGCGCGCCAGGGCUCCUUCCGCGGCUUCCCGGCCCUCAGCCAGAAGACGUCGCCCUUUAAGAGGCACAUGUCCCUGCGCAUGAAUGAGCUGCCCUCCACCGUGCAGCGCAAGUCCGACUUCCCUGCCAGAAUCGCAGUACCAGAGACAGAAGGUGAAGGGGACAGCAUCAGCUCCCUGUGCACCCAGAUCACAUCAGCCUUCAGCGGCCCACCAGAGGAUCCGUUCUCCUCAGCACCCAUGAGCAAACCCACCUCCUCACCCCAGUCUCCCACCGCCCCAGUGAACGGUUCAGCUCCUGCCUUCUCCGUCCCUGCUGUCCCUGUUGCUGUGAACGCCCUGCCCCCACCCCUACCCCCACCCCUGCCAGCCAGAGACACCAACCCCUGGGCCAAGCCCCCUGCUGGCCCUGCGCCAGCUCAUCCAGGGGGCGACUGGCCCAGCCCUGCAUCUGCAGCAGUGGCCCCUCCUUCAGCGAUGGUGCCCGAGGCGGUUGCUGUGGCUUCUCACAAACGCACGCCGUCGGAGGCAGACCGCUGGCUGGAGGAGGUGUCCAAGUCUGUACGUGCCUCCCAGCCUGCAGCCGCGGGCACGACCCCGCCUGUGCAGAGGCCCUUCCCCACACCCAUGCCUGCUGCUCCUGGAGCUUUUCUGCCGCCGAUGCCCUCUGCCCUGCCCGCCAUGCCCCCACACCAGCCUGUGUUCCACGCCCAGGCCCCAGCCUCUUACCCGAUGUCCAACGGACUCCCCUACGCGCAACCGAGCGUCCCCGUCGUAGGCAUCACGCCUUCUCAGAUGGUGGCAAACGUCUUCGGCUCGGCCACCCAGAGCCAGCCGGUGCCCGUGCCCGCGCCCGUCCCCCAAAUGCAACUGCACCCGUCGCCGUUCUCCACUCCGCCGCUGACCCAGCUGGACACGCUUGCCGUGGGUAGUCCCUUCGGAAAACCUCCCCUGCCCCCUCCGCCGAUCGCCCUGGCAUCCCAGCCGGCCAACGGUAGCGUCACGUUCAACGGCGCCGACAGCUGGGCAGCCCCCUCCUCGCCAGCGCCCCCUCUGGUAGCACAGCAGCAGACCGACGCCUUCGAGGCCCAGUGGGCCGCCCUGGAGAGCCGCUCACGGCAACGCACGACGCCCUCCCCCACAAACCCCUUUUCCAGCGAGCUCCACAAGACCUUUGAGAUCCAACUGUAAAAAAACAAACAAACAAACAAACAAAAAAAAAAACCCAACCCGUUAAAAAAACCAAACCGUACUUUGGUGUGGGUGGCAGUCAGAACCUGGCAUGGACAAGCGAAGGACGGGAUGACCGCAGCGUGGUGGACAGGGAGACAACCUUUGACACCCAGACCACUUUAGCUCCAUGUCUCCACGUCCUGCUCUGUCCUUGCUGUCUGUCAGUCUGUAUAGUGCUUCAGGUGUGAGCAAAGCAGACAGGUGUGGAGAAUGAGGGGGAGGGGCUUCAGCGGCGAUGAUGCUCACCUACCAUAUCCGUUCUGUCGCUGGUGUAGUUGUGCCAAUCCUGAACAUGAUAUUAACUUAAGGGCAGACUUUGCACCCCCCCCCCCCCCCCCCCCAAAAAAAAAGCCUGACUUUUGCUAACCUGCCCCUCUUACCCCCACCAUUCAGCUCACGACGCCCCCUAUUGACGGAGAUGAAUGACUACUUCUCCCUUCACAAGAGGCAUAGACAGUAGUACUAAGCUUCCAGAUUUAAGAGGUUUUCUUAAAACGUCCUAGUCAAAAGAGGAAGAAGAAUGAGAAUGCCAGAAUCUUUAUUUUUAUGCAUUAAGUAUAUUUUAAAUAGCUUUGGAAUAUGACAGAACAGUUGUAAAGGUGCAAGCUAACUACAAUGGAAAUGAUUUUGUGUGUAUACAGGAAAUGAGCGUAUAUUAUAUAGAUAUAUCUAUAAAAAUUUAUAUAUAUAUAUAUUAUACACAUUCAGCUCAAUUCAAAACUUGUAUGUAUUGUAUAAAGAGAGAUUGAGCGAAGGGAUGGCUAUUUUAAUUUUGUAUUAUAAUUUUUUUUUGUUUUUUAACCCUGUCUUAUUGCAAUGUAUUGCAUCCCAUUUUGGAUGUGCGUUUCCCUUGUAAAUAGUGAACCAUUGCAGCUACAAUCAUUGUGGACGCACUGAUGGGUUGGGAGAUCUACCAGUGCUGUUUUCUCUCGUGUUUUUGACUUUUUUUUUUUUUUUUUUUUUUUUACUUUGCCUUGAUUUUCUUCCACUGCCUGUAUGUCGUUGAAUGUUUAGAGGUUUUUUGGGGGGGGAUUUUAAAAACGUGUUUUAAUACUAUUGACAAUGUCAUCUUCAGCCACUUGUUUUUGUUGUGUUUUUCAUGAUGAGAUGUGUCCAUAUUACACAAGCACUAUUCUAGCUGGUGUGGCUCCGUCUGCUGUGCUGGGUGAGCCACGCUGGCAGCAGAUGGCUGCCGUUUAGUCGAGGUCUUCCUGAAAUGACCUGUGGUUUUCAAUACAAUUGAAACGGGUUACAGCGAGAGGAAUCGGAGACGUUAAUGCAGUGUCAUCUUCUUGUUUUAUUAAAUCUGUGAAGACAAUUGGUUGUUUUUAGUUUCUUUUUUUUUCUCCAUUUUGUAAGUAUUUCAUUGUUUUAUUCCACUUUACAGAAAAAUUAGGUCUAUAUAAUUGAAUAAAAAUUAUGGUGGUAGAGGA
Molecule: messenger RNA, 4373 nt
Organism: Electrophorus electricus (electric eel)
Lineage: Eukaryota; Metazoa; Chordata; Actinopteri; Gymnotiformes; Gymnotidae
Source: RefSeq, a predicted model, not a curated record